Messenger RNA from Funneliformis caledonium, 5973 nucleotides. The record is from the annotation of a GenBank genome assembly. NCBI's taxonomy places the organism in Eukaryota, Fungi, Glomeromycota, Glomeromycetes, Glomerales, Glomeraceae.
AUGACAGAAGUUGAUUUUGUCGAUAACGUGCUUCUCGCAUUAAAGGGAAAUAACACGGAGAAAAAAAUUGAAGCGAUAACGAAAUUAGAAGACGAAUUGUUGGAGGAAACUCCGCUAGAGCCGCAAGUAAUUAGUCAACUUGUACCUGCCUUAAGAGAUGCUCUUAAAGGCUCUCAACAACAAGUUUCAUAUGUAGCGCUUAUAUGUCUGAACCCUUUUAUAUCUUUAAUAGCUGAAUCACAUCCAACAUUUCUUAAGAAUGUUGUUGUAGCUUUUGCAGCGGCUGUUAUAGAUAAGUUAGGGGAUACUAGAGACAAAGCAAGAGAUGCAGCAUUAAACGUUUUAUUGACAAUGUGGAUUUCAGCGGCCAAUGGCGGUAAUGUAAUCACGGCACCAUUAGUAACCAUAAUCAAAGAAACUGCCUUUGAGCAUAAACAGUGGAGAGCUCGCGAACAGAUUUUACAAUGGAUAGUAAAUUGUACUAGAAGAGUUUCGGAUUUUUCCAUAAAACAAUGGGUGCCAUAUAUGGUAAAAUUAUUGGAAGAUCCUCAUGAGCAAGUGAGAGAAACUGCAAAAGAUAGAAUAGUUUUACUUUUCAGUGGCGCGGCAGCACACGCUAAGUUAGAUCUUAAACGUGAACUCGAGAAGCAGUCAGUGCGAGCUGCAAUAACGGAAUAUAUUUUAUCAAAAAUGGGCUCUAAUUAUGGUGAGGCGAAUGACAUAGAAACUUUUCCAGAUAAUAUGACAGAGCCUAUAGAGGAAGAUUAUAUGAGCGUUGGUACUCCGAAUGAAGAAACAUCAAGAUCAAUAGGAUCUAAUAGACCUUCUAGUUCAGCAGAUGAAAUUGGAAUAAUGCGUAUCGAAAGUGCAAAAGAACUGGAAAAAGAGUUUCAAAAUUUAUUGACACCAUUCUCAGGAAAAGAAUCCGAACAAAAUUGGUUAAUUCGUGAGAGAAAUAUUAAUAAAUUGAGAUCUUUGACAAGAGGAGAUGCAGCAUCACAAUAUCCAGAUGCAUUCAUAAAUGGUUUGAAAUUAAUUAUGAGUGGUAUUCUUACAUCACUCACAAGUUUACGUACAACGCUUACUUUAGCUGCAAGUGGAUUAAUCAAAGAUUUAGUAUCACACCUAGGAACAAACAUGGACCCUUUCGCAGAUAAUUUGCUUGCAAAUUUAUUAAAGAUGGUUCAAUCAACAAAAAAAAUAGUGGCACAAGCUGCUGCAAACUCCGCAAAUUCUUUAUUCCAAUAUUGUUCAUAUCAUGCUAGACUUGUUACUCAACUUUGGCAUGCAAUGGAAGAAAAGAACAUUCAAUUACGAGCUUAUACUAUUGGGUUUGUGAAGACAGUUAUUCAAACACAUGCUGAUCGAAGGGACACAAUGGAACGAACCGGUGGUGUUGAAUCUCUAGAAAAGUGUGUCCGAAAGGGCUUAACUGAUGCUGCACCUAAAGUGAGAGAAGGAUGUCGCGAAGUAUUUUGGACAUUUUAUGAAGUCUGGCCAGAUAGAGGAGAAAAGAUUUUGAAAAUUUUGGAACCUGCGGUAAAAAAAAAGCUAGAGCGCGAUCGACCAAGAAAUAUGUCAUUAACACCCUUAUCAUCAACAUCAUCACAACCGAGACGAUCCACUACACCUGCUCCAAAAAGUCGAGCUAGAUCUUCGAGUAUUGGUAAAUCACGACGACCUAGUAUUCCAUCUGAUAGUGGUGCUAGUGAUAAUUAUUCAAUGUCGAAAUCGCCAGUAAGUAAUCCAUCUACUUUACGUUCGAAAUCGCCCGCACCACCCUCCAUGAGAAGUAAAUCCACAACACCAAAAUCUCCCAUGAAGUCUUCACCAAUCAAAAAUGGUUCACCUAAUUCAACACAGAUAUCAAAUAUACAACCUAGAAAACUGACAAUUGUUGAACAAUUAGAACAUAAUGAUUGGACUACUCGAGUCGAAGGACUAUUCAAUGUGGCUCAAUUAGUUGUAAAAAGGUCAUUAGAACCAACUUCAGCAAACAAAACGGGAUAUGAUUUCAAAAAAUCGCCACUUCCUCCAGAUGAAGAAUUAGGUCCAAUAUUACUUAAUGUGUUGAACGAUCAAAAUCCUAAGGUUAUUGAAAACUUUUUGGCCCCUAACGUUAUUACCGAAAUGGCGAGGGUGAUUCGUCUCGAAAACUUAAUACCAAGACUUAUAUUAUUUGCUAAUGAUGAUAAUAAAUCGGAACAAUCGAUGAUAAUUCAAAAUCUUUUUCCUGGGGUGAAGAAUGCUAUCGGAACCGAACAUGCUCUUUUGGGUUUGAAUAAAUGUCUAUUAUUAUUAACCAAUUCCGGAACAACAUCGAAAAAGUCAUCCUUUGUAUAUACACUACCACAAAAACGUAAAAUUUUAAAUGGAAUUUUAUUGUGGUUUAAUGAAAUAAUUGAACCAAAAUUAGAGCUAGUUGAAAAUGAUCAAGAGCUUACUGGGUUUUUAGGAGAUGUCGAUAAAUACAACCUCCUUACAAAACGACUUAUUCCACUAGUCAAUAAUACUAAGGAAUCAUCAGAAAAUUACGAGCCUCUCAGUAGAUUAUUGAUAAAUUUGCAUAAACUAGAUCCUGAUGCAUUUGAAACCAUCUUAUUUUCUUUCGAAGGUAAAGUAGUAGAUUUAGUGGAGCGUGAAGAGCAGCAACAACGCGAGCAUGAAUUACAACAACAACGGCUGCGUGAGUUACAGCAGCAAAGAGAGCAGAAGCAACAAGAACGCGAAUUGCAAAAACAAAAGGAGCGAGAAUUACAAAAACAAAGAGAUCUUGAAUUUCAACAGCAACAACGCGAAUUUGAGUUGCAGCAACAACGCGAGUUCGAGUUGCAGCAACAACGCGAGUUCGAGUUACAGCAACAACGCGAAUUCGAGUUACAGCAACAGCGUGAAAUUGAAAUACAACAACAGCGUGAACUUGAAUUGCAGCAUCAACGUGAAUUAGAACUUCAAAAACAACGCGAAUUUGAACAGCGAGAAAUUGAACUUCAACAAGAACGCGAAUAUGAACUUCAACAGCGUGAACUCGAAAUACAACAGCAACGCGAAGCUGAAUUACAACGACAGCACGAAAUUGAAUUGCAUAAGCAACAUGAAUAUGAAUUACGUGAGCGUGAAUACGAAAGAGAAAUGCAGGCACAUUUAUACGCUCAUAGGCCUCCUCCGUUGCAACUUCAAUCGUCAAAUAAAUUUUCGUCCCAAAAUUCACCACUCUCUCAAAAAACUAUGAUCAAAGAUAACAUUAACGAUUGGGUGGAAAAUCAGAGGGUACCACAUUUAUCGCAGAGAGACGAUGAUUUAAGAAACUCUAAAGAAAAGGAUAUUUUAAGGGAACAAGAAUGGGCACGGAAAAAUCGACCAAAAACAGCUGAACCUCAUUGGCUUGAUCCACGUCCAAGAGAUAUUGAUAGAGUAAGAAGAGCAAAAACUCCAACAAGAGAGAAUGAAUAUGAAAGGCGAAUGUAUAGAGAAAAUGGUAAUUGGGAUGAAAGGGAAAGACUCAUGUCUAGGGAUAUUGAUAUGUAUGAAAAGGAUGAUAUAUAUGAUGAUAGGCGAAGAGAAUUUGAAUUGAAUGAGAGGGGUAGGCGACCACUAAAUGAUGAAAGAAGCCGAAUGAUCAGGGACAAAACUCCCUAUAAGGAAAAUAAUAGGCGAGUUCCCAGAGAGUAUGAUAUAAAUGACAAGAAUCAACGAUUCUUAAAAGAUUCUCAUGAAGACGAACUGGAUGGAAGAGAUAGACGCCCUUUCCCUAGAGGUUCUAACCAGAACGAUUUUGAUGAAAGAUUAGGUGGAAGACGUUCACUUAAAAAGACAAAAUCAACUGAUUGGGACGAUAAAAAUGGACGACCUAUCCGCAAAGAGCGGGAUAUAAGAGAUAAUGAAUGGGAUGAUGUUAGUAGUCGAUCUUCAGGAAAAGAGAGAGAUAAUGAUUGGGAAGAAAGAAGUGUUCGAUCAAUACCUAGAGACUUGAGAGAAGGAGAUUUUGAUGAAAAGUUAAGUCAACAUUCUUCAAGGGAUAAAAGAGACCAAGAAUGGGAUGAUAGAAUGCAUAGGCUUCGACCAAGAGAAUCAAGGGAGAGCUUGGAAGGUAAAAAUACUAGGCCAUCGCCUAGAUUUCCUAAAGAUAAUGACUCUGAUGAAAGGAGUUUAAAGGCAUCACCGAGGGAUCCACGUAAAAAUGAUUGGGAUGAAAGAAAUGCUUAUCGUGAUAAUGGCUAUUCAAAUAACAAGGCACCUGUAAGAGGUCCUGAAUGGAGCGAUAAGGGUAGAUACAGGUCAAGAGAUAGUGAUUGGACUGAGAGCACAGAUAGACAAAGUGAAGCUCAUGAGGAGGAUGGAGAUACUAUAAGCGAAUUUGACUUAACUCAGCCUGAGAAAUCGAAUAUCAAGGAAAGAGAUCAUAAUAGUAAGCCAGUAGAUCGAGUUGUAUCGUUACCGCCGCCUCCACAUGAUUUAGGAUAUCCAGAAUUUGAUGAUAAAGAUCCCGAGCUUGCAAAUUUGAAACAACUUGUAGAAAAAUUGGAUAUGGAGGAGGAAGAAGAUAUAAAUGAUGAAAAUGUCCCGGAAAAUUUUGCUGACAUGACAAUAAGUCGACCAGACAGUAUUUAUAUUUCUGAAGCCGUAUGGACUCAGUUAGAGAAUACAAUGAAUGGCAACAUGAACAAUCCAUUCUACUUGAAUCCUGAAGAACGGUUCAAAAGUGAUAAUAAUGUGGUAGAUGUAAAAUUAGCACCAAUUCAAGAAGACGAAGUGCCUGAAGUGCCUGAAUCGACACAUGUUGAAGAGAAAUCCAAAUCUCUUGACGAUGAGUCGUCUCAGGUAACGAUGGAUAACGAUCUUCCAAAACGAAUAUUACAGUCAACUGUUUCAGAAACAGUCACUGAAAAUUCUUCAAAGUCGGACUUACCAAAUACAGUUUCGGAGAUAAUAGAAGAAAAAUCUGACAAAUCAGUUCUUUCAUCGAUAAAUACCGAAUCUAUUCCAGAAGAACCAUCUCCUACUAAUAUGCCUAUAAGUAAUGUCUCCGCAUCUGAAUUACCAUUACCUGCAUCACCAGUUUCCUCAGUGGGUAGUGGUAGUUCAAUAUCUGGUGCACGGGAUAGAGCUUUAAAAAGAGCUGAACGAUUUAAUUCUGGUUCACCUCUUCCUGGUGCUGCUCAAGAGAGACGUUUAUUGCUUGCGACAUUGUUGGCACGUUUGCAUGGUUAUGAUACAGACGUUCACCUGUUUCGUAAACUUAUCAGAAUAUCUAAAGAAACGCAAUUCUCAAAUAGGGAAUUGGCAGAAGAUAUAUGGGAAAAUGGCGAUCGAUUUAUUGAACUAAUGAAUGCAUUAAUAGGAUUUUUGAGUGAUUCAGAACAGCAAAAUAAUGAAUUGAGAGAAGGAGCAGUAAUGCUACUUGGACAAUUGAUUAAUAAUCAACCUGAUUACACCAGGGGUCAGGAAAGAGAUAUAUUACGCAUUUUAUUAGAAUGUCGGGCUGAUUCAGCGUCGAAUAUAUGUGGACAUGCAGAUGAUACUUUAGAUAAUUAUAUUCAAAUAGUAGAUGCUAAUGUCGGAUUAUAUGCAUUAAUUGAUAUAAUGGAAUCGAGUUUAUUUAACACAUUUGGAAGCGUACCAUUACCUGGUAAUAGCCCUUCACAAUUCGGCUCAAAGACAAGCAUGAAAGGGUCUGCAUUUGUAGUUUUAUCAAAAUUGGUUAAAAGGUUCGAUAAGAGGUCAUUAGAAAGACAAGUUGGACGUGUCGUGCCGUUAGCUAUUAAGGGAUUUAGUGAUCCAAAACCUGAAAUUCGAAAAUCAGUAGUCGAUUCACUUGUUGCAAUAUAUUCAAUAAUAGGGGAUGACAAUACAUUGUUCCAGUAUCUUGGUAGUUUAAACGCGGCUCAACUAAACCUUCUAAACUAUUAUUUUGAUAAAAGUCGAAAACAGCGAAGAGCCACAUCAUCACCUGGACGAGGAGUUCGCGUAUAA